Molecule: messenger RNA, 2236 nt
Organism: Paramisgurnus dabryanus
Lineage: Eukaryota; Metazoa; Chordata; Actinopteri; Cypriniformes; Cobitidae
Biological process (GO): regulation of transcription by RNA polymerase II
Cellular component (GO): nucleus
Molecular function (GO): DNA-binding transcription factor activity, RNA polymerase II-specific; RNA polymerase II transcription regulatory region sequence-specific DNA binding
Source: RefSeq, a predicted model, not a curated record
AUGGCGCAAACUCAUCGCGUGUUACAUAAAACAACAAAUAAAGAAGAAGAGAAGAUUCGAGCAGCAGACAUCAGUAAGAUGUUCAUCAUGAGAGAUCAGAUGGAUGUGAUGUGCUGUAAAUCAGUAGGAACUGAUCUGUCCAUGCUGGAUAUUGAUGAUUUGAUGACAGAAAUCUCUCAGCUGAAGAAGGAGGUGGCGUUACUGGAGUCAAAGCUCAGACAGAGAGAUGAACUCAACACAAAGGAUGUAUUUGGUGUCUCUCUCUGUGGCUUUACUGAUCAAACAUCUACAGAUCUUCUGGUUUCUGUCUGUAAUGAAGACCAGAAGACAUCAGUGAAUCUGCUGGACUGUGGGAUAGAAGUGAAACAAGAAGACACAGAAGCAGAUGAAGGUGAUUUGAUUUAUUCAGACCUGAUGAAGCCAAAAGAAGAAAUCACAAAUGCAAGAGAACAGACAGAUCAAGAUCUGAAAAUAGUAAAGGAGGAAAUUUCACAACUCAAUGAAAUGGAGGAGAAACCUCAUCAUUUGAUACUCAAGGAAGAAUCUCUGAGCUGCUCGAUUACUGUGAGGAAUUUGUCUCCUAAAAGAAAAAAAAAGAAAAAAUCAACAGCCAAGGAUGUCCUUAUUUGCCCUCAGUGCGGGAUGACCUUUACCUAUAAAUGUAAAUUUAAUUACCACACGAGAACCCACACAGGAGAGAAACCUUAUAGAUGUGAUCAAUGUGAAAAGGCCUACAACAGAAGUUGGGACCUUAAUGAGCACAUGAAAACCCACACUGGAGAACAGCCUAGAUGUGAUCAGUGUGGAAGAACCUUCACUCGUAAGUCUGACCUGAACAAGCACAUGAAAGUUCACACUGGAGAAAAACCUUAUAGCUGUGAUCAGUGUGGAAAGGCCUACAACAGAAGUUGGGACCUUAAUGAGCACAUAAGAACCCACAAUGGAGAACAGCCUAGAUGUAAUCAGUGUGAAAGAACCUUCACUCGUAAGUUUGACCUGAAAAAGCACAUGAAAGUUCACACUGGAGAAAAGCUUUACAGAUGUGAUCAGUGUGAAAAGACCUUCAAGAAGAAAGUCCACCUUAAGGUUCACACAAGAUUUCAUACUGGAGAAAAGCUUUACAUAUGUGAUCAGUGUGGAAAUUAUUUUAUUCAUAAGUCUGAACUUAACAGGCACAUGAGAAUUCACACUAAAGAAAGGCCUUAAAAAGCCCCUACUAUGCUGGUUUUCACGUUUAAAGAGUUCAGAUCCAAAACCACUAAACGCCACCUUGGUCAAAGAGUUAAUGAUAUUAACCAAAAGCUCUUGGCAUGUAUUAUACGUUCAAUAAAUACUUCUGCUUCAAAUUUGCUUAAUCCCAGCCUAAGACCAUUCAGAAAUACUGGUUUGUUUCCAGAAUCCAUUAAGAGUCUGAUAGAAAUGCUCUUUUACAAGAAAAGACAUCAGGGUGGUUCCAGACCAUUUUUUUUGGGUGGGGGGCUUCAGCCACCCUACAAUUAUUAAGUCUAUUAAACCAUCAAAUAGUUAGAGCGAACAAACAAACUUGAAAAGUAACAAACAGGGCUCAAUGCAAAUAAUUUUUAAUAUGAUUCGAAUGUUUUUUUCUUUUAAUUUUGAUGAUUAUGACUGACAACAAUGCGUGAAUGCGACAGCUGAAACCCAGGUCUUGCAUACAACUGUGCAUAGUGAUUCUUGAAGCACUGACUCCAGCUGCAGUCCACUCUUUUUGAAUCUCCCCCAAAGUUUUGAAUGGGUUUUGUUUCACAAUCCUCUCCAGGGUGCGGUUAUCCAUAUUGCUUGUACACUUUUUGCUACCACAUCUUUUCCUUCCCUUCGCCUCUCUAUUAAUGUGAUUGGACACAGAGCUCUGUGAACAGUCAGUCUCUUUUGCAAUGACCUUUUUUGUGUCUUGCCCUCCUUGUGCAAUGUGACGGUUGUCCAAAAGACCACCCUUGACAAGUAAGCAGUCUUCCCCAUGAUUGUGUAGCCUACAGAACUAGACUGAGAGACCAUUUAAAUGCCUUUGCAGGUGUUUUGGGAUAAUUAGCUGAUUCCAGUGUGGCACCAGAUGUUUUCAAUAUUGAACCUUUUCACAAUAUUCUGAUUUUCCUUAGUUUUCAGUUAUAAUCAUCAAAAAUAAAAGAAAUAAAAAUUUGAAAUAUAUCAGUCUGUGUGUAUUGAAUGAAUAUAAUAUACAAGUUUUUUGAAUGGAAUUAGUGAAAUAAACAACUUUUGA